Stylophora pistillata is the source of this 2200-nucleotide messenger RNA. RefSeq lists its product as uncharacterized. NCBI's taxonomy places the organism in Eukaryota, Metazoa, Cnidaria, Anthozoa, Scleractinia, Pocilloporidae. Gene Ontology annotation, biological process: regulation of apoptotic process. The record is from RefSeq and is a predicted model, not a curated record. Gene Ontology annotation, molecular function: protein binding.
GUCAUGGCAUCCGCUCGUGAGGAAAAUCGCAUAAGUACUUACAGAAAACUGCUUAUAGAUCUGUCGAUGGAACUGUCCAGAAAAGAUCUGGAGAUGUUAAUUUAUGCUGUAGGAGAUUUUCUUCCCAGGAGAGUGACAGAAAACAUGGACAGUGGACUGAAGUUAUUUGAAGCACUCGAACAUGAUGUACACAUUAGUCCACUGGACCUGACCCUGCUUCAGGAUGGGUUGAAUACAAUUGGUAGAGUGGAUCUUGCUCAAAGAAUUCAGGUUUUCUCUAGUAAACUGGAGACAGUUGAGACUGAUGGUGGGCAAGAGGACAUAGUGACUGAUGAAAUUGGGGAUCAAGGCAAUGCUGGCACCACAGAAAGUGAUGAGAUUGAUCCUACUAACACAGUAAACUCGAGUGCAAGGAAAGGUGGGCAAGAUGACAUAGUGACUGAUGGAAUUGGGGAUCAAGGCAAUGCUGGCACAGCAGAAAGUGAUGAGAUUGAUCCUACUAACACAGUAAAUCCUGGUGCAAGGAAAGCUCGUGCUGCACACUUGAAAUCAGCACUGCUACCUCACCAUUCAGCAUUACUGUUUGAUGGGAAUCUGGAAAUUACCCCCACAAUGGUCAGAACUAGGGAUACUGGAGAAGCUACUUCUAAAAAACAUUGCCUUGUGGCCAGUGGUGAUGCUACAUCUGCUGCUAUAAAUAAUGGCCCCUGCACUUCAUCUCCUGCACCUUCAGCUGCACAUGUGGGGCAACAAUCACGAGGACCCACUCAGGCUGCUUCAUCUGGCCGGGUCCAAAAUCACUUAGCCCAUGGAACAGCACCGGUUCGAUAUGUGAACUUUCUUGUUUAUGAGGGCUACUCUGUUGAAGUAAUAGGAGGAAAACACUUCAAAACUCCAGAUGGAGAGUUUGUGGAAAUGAAAAGUGGGACACAGUAUAAAAUACAUGUCAAAAAUUCACAUCCUUAUGGUUGUCAUCUGGACAUAUCAAUGGAUGGUUUUGACGUAGGGGGAUGGGCCCUCCUCGAAGGAGAAGAGAUGUUAAUAGAAAGAUCGGCAUACGAGGCCAAGAAGUUCACCUUCUACCGAGUGAAAACUGCACCGAAAGAGGCAGGAAUUGUGUCUGGGCGGGCAGAAAAUGGUGUUCUUAAGUGUAUGUUCACACCUGAAGUAAUGGCAGAAGUUCAAGGCAAUUUUUCUGGGCCAUCUGCCACAGCUACAGCUGGUGACGUGGAUCAUAAUGCCCAAGAUAGAGGGAAAGAACGAGAGCUUGAAGAACAAGAAUGGUUUGAAAGCCAUGAUAUAAGACGGUGGUUUGAAAGCCAUGGUGUUGAACGCUGGUCCUGUUCAAGGGCGUCAUCAAGUACAUGUAAUGAAUUCGUGGCUCAGGGAUCGGAACCUGCCAAUGUAGUUGAACCGGAUCCAGCAUGGAGAGCAGGUGCUACAACAUUACAAGGCGACAGCACUCAACAGUUUGUAGCGGCUGAACCAAUGACAGUAGAUCCAUCAAGGAAGGUUGAAUUGGUUCUUAGGCUUGUGGCCAGGGAAGGGGAGGAAGUUCUCGAGUUCCCUAAAGAUGAGUGCAAACCGCUGUCAACUCUAACUCCGCCAGCUGUCCAAGAGUAGAGCAGAGACUGGAUCGGUGUCAACCUAACUCCCUUAUUAGCAUGAGCUGCCAGACACUUUUUCUGAAGGAGUGUUAACAGGUUUCAGGCGAUCUUAACUUUAGACGACCUACGUCACCAUAUCCUAGUAAUUUUCGGUGUCAUGGAGAUUAGUGUUUCGUUGGGGUGAAACGAGAAAAAGUUAAUUCAUUGGGUUUUACCAACAACAAAGGUGUAGGAUUAACAAAAAAGGGAUGAAGAGAGUGAAGGAUGGCGAAUAUUUUACGGAUGAAAAGAGACAAAUUUAGGCUAACAAUUCCUGAAUGGACAAAUCGAGUUUACCAUCCGCAGAGGCUGAACAAAAUGAGAGUGUAUUGCGCCAGUUCAUUCUCCUUAACCAUUUAACUCCGCAGCAGCACCUAAUGCAGGGAACAAACAACAGGCUCUACAGUGUUUAAUUCAGGCAAGAUUUUGCAAAAAAAGUAAAGAUUACCGCCUCCCGGUUAGCUGAAUUGGUUAGAGCGCCGGUGUAACGGCUGCCACGCUUUUUGCCUGCUGUUAAUAAGACGUUAACAAACUUGUGCGCGCGCGACUCGCGU